CACAUACACCAGUAAAAUUUUAGAUUUGUGUAGUGUACUUAUAAAAAAAAUAUUAUAUGUAUGUUGAUUCAGCACAAAAAAAAUAUUAAAUAGAAGUAAAUUGAAUGCAAUCACUACUAACUUGCCUAGCCAAGUAAAUACACACAUAUGCAGUUAAUGUAAAUACAUCCACAACAUUUUAACUAGAAUGUGAAAAAAUUCAAACGCUUAAACUAAGCAGAUAUGCUUAAAUUAUACUCGCAUGCAACAACAACUUUAAAUACUUUGAAUUCGCAACGAAAAAGUCCGACUAACUGCUAAAUAAAAUUGUAAAAUUUCAAAUACAAACAAAGAAUUUCCCACAACGCUGCUGUUUGAAUUCUGCAGAGUGGGUCAAUUCGUGGUGGUGGCGAGACUUAAAACGAAAGGAUUUGCGAAAAUAUAUUUAUCUACAUCAGCAUACAAACAUACGUUUAGUAUAUACAUACAUAUGUACGUACGUAUGUACGUAGCAGACAUUAAAAUGUGCGCCACAAGGCAACGGGCUAUCGAAUGCGCGCUAUGCAUGCGAGCGAGCAGCGUGUAAUGUGAUAUUACUUGGUGUGUGUUUGUCCUUUCAUCCUCCAUCCCCACCCUGCUGUCCACACCGUUGCGAUUAAUGCAAUAUGUAGGACGCACGUACAUACAUAUGUAUGUAUGAAAUUCUCAUGCGACUUGAAAAAUAAAAUUGGUGUUGAUUAAAUAAAUUAUAUGUGGAGAACAAAAACAUCUUGUUUGAAGUGUAAUAAAAAUGAACUGUGCUUUUGCGUGCUUAUAAAUCAUAUAAAGCGACAGCCGCUACGCCGCUGCUGCAUGUGAGCACGCAUCGCACUCGUCGACGUAUACGCAACUGGACCACAAGUCAAGGCGCUAAGCGAGGACUCCAUUUGUGGGUCACGCACCUCGUCACCUCGUGUGUAAGUAAAUGGAUUGUGAUAGCAGGCAAUAGGGAGAGAAAAAAAAACAACUUACAGCAUUGGUGUUACAAUGUUUUUGAGAGUGUAUUAGUGCUAAGUGAAUUUAAUUUAUGUAAACAAAAGUGGUGAACAAAUACAAUUUGUAGCAUUAGCGAAUAAAUAAUAACAAAAACAAGUGAAUUAAAAGGCAAACUAGCUAAAGUGUGCAUUUGAAAUAAACAAAAUUACAUACAACCUAAAUAUUCCCUGCUGGCUAAUAUCGUAAUUGUACUCACUCAUACAGUGAAAUUGGAAAAAUCCCAUACACCCACGCGGCCCAUGUAUGGGAAGUAUGCAACCUAUUAUUAGCGAAUGCUAAGGGUGUAUAUUUAAUAGUGCUAAUAGCAAAUAAAUAAAUAUUUAAAGUACUGACUGUGCGGUUUCCGUUGAAUGAAUCCUGGCGGUGCACUUAAUGAACGCCUCAGUUGAUCCAUGAAGCCAACCACGAAUGAACUGCGAUUCUCGGUCUAAUCAUCGUCUAACGAUCUGUUCAGUCUGCUAGAUUUAUUAACAGAAACUGAAUGCUGAUAAAAGUUAUCUACCAAGGCUUAAAUUCAAAUGGGAAUCUAUUAAGAUAUUACUGAUGACUAUCACUUAAAACCAAUAAGUACUUCCAAAAAUAUGAUGCCUUCAAAUGGGGUUCAGAAUCGGCGAAAGUAACAACAAAAUAACUGUUUGCCGGCAUCGAACGCGUUUAAAGUGGUGAUAAUGGUAAGGCAACCAUAAAAAUCUAAAAAACCAUUGCAAGCGAAGCCUUACAAUAAUUAGCAGAAGAUGUAAUUUAAUAAAGAGCGGAUAGGAAACAGAGGUAAUUAGCUCCAAAUUUACUAAUUGCCGUUACCUGCAAACAACAGCAGCAACAACAACGAGUUAAAUAGCAACAACUUCCUUUGGAAACCGCAAAAGCGCAACCAACGUCUAUGGAAAUCCAAUUGAAGAGACGUCGACCACCACAGCAGGAAGAACAACAACAACCAUACCGACUGCUACAAACGCAAUCACAAUACUACCACAACCAACUGCACCAAAAGCAACCUCAGCAGCAAAAACAAAAGAAACACAAACAGCGACGACAACGACCGUCUCAGCCACAACCACAGUCAGAGCCAGAGCAACCACAGAGGAGAGCAACACGCUGUAGCUGUAGUAGUUAUAAUGACGAAAUUAGUUAUAUGCCUCUUAUUUUUCGGACUAUUCACCAUCCAGACGGUCGGCCACAUGAACAGUGACCCAGCGCCAGGCCGUUCACCAGGACCGCCUCCCGCUCAACGAAGUCUCGCUGCAGGGCCGCCCGUGGCGCUAAACGAACGCACCGCAAAAUAUGCUGCCACUACUGCUGCCACUACUGCUCCCGUAACCAUCGACACAGCGACCGCCCUCGGCACUGGGACUACAACAACGGCGGCGCAGAGCCAGCAUCACAGACAAGACAAAAAUGGCGAGCGCACACUGGCACAAACGACAGGCCGCAAUUACGGUAAUAACAGUAACAAUAAUAAUAAAGAUGUUGGGGUGGGCAAAAACAGCAACAACAACAACGAACAACAAUUAGUUUCCGGUAUACCAGAGUUAACCAACACCAAUGAGAUUAACAUCAAAUUAAACAAAUUAGCCGACACGACAACAGCAGCUGACCACGUCGUCGCCAAUGAUUACACAUACGAUAAUGUGGCACACGUGAUGGCAGAACCGCGGCUGGUGCAGAAGUUGCCGGAACCAGCGAGUGAAAUCAUAAAAAAAUCUGUUACAGGCACAGCAGCUGCGGCAGCGUUAAUUGUGCAGGAGGCGAAAACGAACACUAUUAGUAAUGCGAGAUCCUGUCACGAUGGUUUUAGUGAUUUCCUCAACGAUGUAGUAGACGUUGAUGAAGAAGAGCAAGCGGCGGGGAAUGGUGAGGACGUUUUCGAUGCGCGCACGCGAAACGGCGGACACAUGGGACAUCAUUUGUUUAUAGAUUUGCAGCUGGAGCAUAAUGUCUUCGAAACGUCUGCGGCGGGCAUCAAUUGUGGUUUGAUGUAUCAGGGCCAUGAUUACGAAGCCAUAGGCAGCGGCCAUGGCCACUUUCAACAGCAGCAGCAGCAAGUUUUUGCUACCAAAUGGUUGCAACAGAGCUGGGAUAAAGCUAACCAUCGACGGUCGCAAAAUAACAGUAGUCGAAAUGCUAGAAAAAUGUGUCCAGAGAAUAAAUGGCACGGCAGUGCUAAUAGCGAACAACAAAAUGAGCAGCAGGAAACAACCAGUAGUGGGAAUAGCAAUGAGAGCCGUGGAAGUAGCGGUGCUGGUGUCAGGGGCGGACACGCCAGGGAUAGUCGCAAUAAAAUGGCGAACGAAGUGCACACAGAGUCCUUAGGCUUUUGGAUGUUAAAUGAGUUAUGCGAGCAGGAUGAUACAAUCGAAUUCAGAGUUUUUUUUCGUGCGACCUUCCAGAGUGACAGUGCUGGUGACACCAACAACUACGGUAAUGAUAACAGUAGCUACAACAACAACAACAAUGGCAACACAAAACUCGAAGCACAACAUGUGGUGUUCAAAAAAACUUUUAAAUUUCAACUACGUAAAGACUGCCAAUUGCUAUUACGAGAAGUUUCCCGAGGGUCGUUGGAUUACACAGCACUUCCAUUGUACAGCAUCGACUGCUCGGUACAUUUCCCUCCGUAUCGACUCUUCGAGCCAGACAGUCCCUCAGCGACUGCGAAUUUGGAGAAAGGCGACGUCCCACCGGCGGGCAUACUCGUUGAACUGCAGCGACUGAAUGUACCUUGCAACAGCGGUGGCUUCAUACGUUUCAACGAUCGUUCGCGAUUGUGUGGCAAGUUGGAAGAGCUGAAUGCUGCCGAUCGCAGCUAUCACUUUGAUGUGCGUAGUCGCACCACAGUACACUUCCACAAGAGUCCAAUGUUCAGUCUGAGCUACAAGCUAGUAGACUACUGUUACAAUCUUACAACGAGUAAUCAGUCGGGCGAGUAUUAUGUACGCCCAAGCAUGCGCGAUGCACUAGAGUGCUACUUUCGUAUCCAUCUGCCGUACGGUAAUCGCAUAAGUCUAACGCUCGUAACGAACAACGAUAGCGCCAUACUACAGCCAAAUGACGGUAUUCAACUGAAUGCUGCUGGUGAGCAGGACACUUUCAACAUCUACACCACGCAGGGCGUACAACUCGACACGCAGCGCAUAAAUAUGACCGCCAAUAGCGGCACUGGGAGCGCAAAGAAGAAUCCCAUCGCAACAACACUGUUUCGGCGUACCGAGCCCAAGGCGGCGGCACGAACUGAUGAUGGCUCAGGCGCGCGGAAUGCUUACAAUCACACGCGAGAGCAUAUUAAUAAACGCUCUACCAGUGCGCUCGAUGGAUUUCUGAGGCUCAUGGAAAAUCAAGUGAACGAUUUUAACUACGGCGCCAGCGGCAAACCUUUGCAGGCGGUCAAUGAUAUUUCUAACUGUGAUGGCGUAGUUAUUAAGGUAUUCGAAAGCGAUUACAUUCGCUGGUCAUAUUGCAUAAACGACACAAACCGCAUGCGUGCGUUUAUUCUAACCUCAACGGGAAACACGCUGAGCAUACAUCUCUUCAAAGCAUCGCGUGCCACAUAUAAUACCUUGCCUCUAGGUGGGGACUUGAGUUCAGGCACGGACAACAAUACAUCCUUUACUAAACUGCCGACUAUUUAUUUGGCCUACAGAGCGCUGCCUAUUACCGAAAUCGUUUCUAGCUGCGACUUCGGCUGGAUUGCAAUGCAGCAAUUUUGUAUAAACGCCAUCGAAACGGUCAUGUCUUGGCCAGAUGCCGAGGAACAUUGCGUAAAUUUAGGCGGCCAUUUAGCUUCCAUUCGCACUGAACAGCAACAACAAAUAGUCAAUGAGUUAGUUUUCAACAGUCCGGGUUAUAGUGAGCAAAACGCCUACUGGGUCGGUGGCUCGGAUAGCAGUUAUGAAGGAGACUUUCGCUGGAGCGAUGGGCUGUUGUUUCAAUAUACAAACUGGUUUCCGGGAUGGACGGAACACAGUCACUAUAAUAAGCAGCCCAACGAUGAUGGUCUUAGCAGCCAAGACUGUAUAGAACUCCGUCGUUUUUUUCGUACACCGCCAGGUAUUCAAACGAACCGCAACCCAUUGACGAGCACAUUCAUGUGGAACGAUCGCGAUUGCAGCGCGAAAAAUUUUGUGAUAUGUGAGCGAGCGAUGAGCGAAGACUCUUUGCGUCGCAGCUGGAUAAAUGACUGCAAUAAGACUGUCUCGUUGACAAAGGAGCAUCCGCGUGCCGCCAUUUGGAGUCCCUCAUUUCCACGGCAAUAUCCUGACAAUGCUAAUUGUUUUACAACAAUAACAGCGCCAACGGGCUAUCGCGUUGUCAUCGAAUUUGAGGAGCUUGUGAUCGAGAAUGAAGCGGGUUGUAGCUAUGACUAUUUGGAAAUUACCGAACCCACGCACUACGAUAAUUUCAAGACUACAAAAUCUUCCAAAAACAAAAACAUGUUAAAUAUAAAUAAUAGCACUAAAAGUAGUAUUAACAUAAGUAAAACCUUUCGAAAGCGAAGUUCUUAUGAGAAACCUAGCCUUAGUUCAUCGCAUACUAUGCCUACAUCUACAUCUACAUCUAGUAAUUCUAAUACAAACUCCUAUUCUAAUACGUAUACUAAUUAUGCUAAUGCGAAUGCUGUAAAUAAUAUACAUAUGGAGGCGAAUAUGAAUUUGAAUGUGAACGCAAAUGCAAACUACAACACCAACUAUUUGUAUUCGAAUAGUUAUAACAACUAUAAUCUCGCGCAAACGAAUUAUCAAAAAUUGCUACACAUCUUCUCGAGUCUCUACCGACCGCACACGAAUUACUUAAUACAGACACCGGACUAUCCACGAGGGAAUCCCAACUAUCCAGCUAAUCAUCACAAUCGCAUGCGCUCCGCAAUCGGCAAUGUGAAUUCGAAUGCGUUGCCAAAACGUUUAUGCGGUGAUUGGAGCUCCAAACUGAAGUUGUUGCGUCACGUCUCGACAGGCUCAUAUUUGGGUUUGCACUUCGUAUCGGACUACUCGCACCACUUUGGUGGCUACAAAGCUAAAACUUAUAUGGAGAAUAAAUGGACCGACGACACAAGGAUGAGUUUCCAGGGUUGGUUGCCUGGUCAAGGACAAUUUGAGGAACUGCCCAAAGAUGCUAUUUGUUUGGGGCUGCAAUGGAAGAUGUCGCCAACGCCAAUGCUCCCGUCAGGUUUGUAUUGGCAAUCGCAAAAGUGCAGUAAAGGCGGUGGAUAUGUGUGUAAAAAACCGAAGGACUCAUAUGGUACAUUUUCCGCCAACAACCUAACUGUAACAGGUACAGAGGGCAGGCUGGUGUCACCAGCCUACCCCGACACUUAUCCCCUCAACAUGGACUAUUGGGUACACAUCAAAACACCAGAGCGUACCCGCAUUAUACUUCAGUUCCAAAAGAUAGAUUUAGAGCCACAGGAUGAGUGUCUUUACGAUUUUGUGAGCAUAGAAGAUUACGAAUUAGCCUCUCACAUAACCCUAGAGCCCGGGAGCAAUCCCUUGCCCAUGGCUAUGUUAACUUCAGAAGAAGAACUGACAUCGACCGACAAUGAAGUAGACAUCGGUGAAUUCGAAUCAGAUUACAGUAAACGACCGAAACGUAGCAUAAGAAGAGGUCUGCAUACACCUCCAAAGCAAGGGAACUACGAAAGCCCCAACACUGCCAAAAAGGAAUAUACAAAACAAAGUCAUACUAGGAAAACUUUAGUACACAAAUAUGAAAAAAGCAGAAGAACGCACAGCGCGAGGCAAAGAUUUAGGCGAGAGGUGCUUUCGAAACCGCCACACAAGACCAAUAGGUGGAUUCACACGGCACACGGCGGCGCCAUUAGCGUCAUAACGAAAUAUCAAAAUCCUAAACAUCGCCGCCGAAAAGCGAAAAGACCGCGACGCAAGCGCAAUAGUAUUUUAGAUGAUGGAGAUCCACUAAUGGUACCACUACCUGUGGAUAAUGCACAAUCAUUCCUGCCAUAUGUACGCUGGUGUGGCACGCACACCUCAAAUAUGUCCAAAUUUGAUUUUGUUUCCAGCUCAAAUGAGGCUAUGCUGAAUUUUCAUAGCGACUACUCUGUGAAUGGUAUGGGGUAUGCGGCCACAUGGAAGGCCAUCGAUAUAUCUGGUUGCCCGCUACAAACGCUAACCUCACGCGAGGGCACCGUCCUCAGUCCGAACUAUCCACAUUUUUUACUCAACAAUUUGAAUUGUGCUUACGUGAUACAAGCGCCAGCCGGUAAACGCGUCUGGCUCGAGUUCAAUGAGUUCGAUUUGAAAGUAGACGCAAGUUUGGAAGUGGACAUUGGUAGCGGACUGCUGCGACCGUUUCGCACAAAAGAACUAUUGAGCGAGGGUAUAUUCGUAAGCGAGCGUGAACAGCUGCGCAUACAGUUUCGCACUGGACCACAUCCGCGCGGCAAAGGGUUUCAAGCUGUCUACCGCACAGUGGCACCCUUGGAGCGACGUGAGCGUAUAAUCAGCUUGAACUACAACAGCAGCGGACAACUCUAUCAACUCAACUACCCGCAUGCAAUGCCAGAAAAUGUAGACUUUACACACCAUUUGGUGGCGCCGUUUGGUCAGAAUAUUUUGCUAGAGCUACAUGGCGUUGAGUUUAGCGAGAAUGGCGGUUGUCCCGAUGGCAGCUUGCUAGAGGUCUAUGACAACUAUGCCGACAACAAUGGCACAAACUGGCAUUUAUGCAAGUUUCAGCAGCCUACUACUCUGCCACACAUCGGUUCACCAGACAAUCAACAGACCUCAAAAUAUGGUGGUCAUAUGCAGGAGACAUUUUAUAACCGUGACCGUCCCAACCGUUUAAUGAUACCAACAACGAAGGCGAGCAGUAGUCUUCAAAUGCGUGUAGUAGAUGCCACAGCGCCACCUGUGUAUAUAACAUCCUACCUAAACACGCUGCACAUACGCCAGCGCACAGGUCUGCACUCGAAUGCGCUACUAAAUGCAACCGUGUCAAUACAAUGGGAUAAUACCUAUAAAAUGAAAUUGACUGCCGGCGAUAUUACAGUCGAAUCCUGCCAACCAAAUCCCUGCCAGUUUAAUGGCAAAUGCGUGCCCAACAAUGGGUCGAACUAUUGUCAAUGCCAGGGGCACUACACGGGCAGAUUUUGCGGUUUGAAUAUUUGCGAGCUCGAACCCUGCGUGUUUGGCAGAUGUGAGUUGACUACAAAUAGCUUCAAGUGUCAAUGUCAGCCGGGUUACAUGGGUCAAACCUGCGAGCAAAAACAAAGGCCUUGUGCUGAGAAUCCCUGCGAAGGACGUGGCGUUUGUUUUGAAAGAAAUGGUGGCUACUUUUGUCGUUGUCAUGCUUGGUGGGAGGGUGCAAGGUGUGAGCGCCGUAUGCUGCAUAUACCUUAUAAGCCGCUAUCGGAACGCAUGCUACAAGAACCAUUUUGGCUGGGUUUAAUCACAGUUUUUGUUGUAUUGGCUGUCAUCGGCUUGGUGUGGUGUGCUAAGCGGCACUUCCCAGAGAAGAUCGAAAAACUACUAGCCGAGGAAGCAGAUCGAAAUCGACCACCUGGUUCCAUACAUGGGCAUCAUCAUCACACAUCAUUACGCGAGCAAUUGCAAUUUACAACUGCCAUACCACAGUCAACCGGCAAUAUCGCACCGGGCACACAGCGCUCCAUAUUCAACAGAUUGGGUAUCAGAAAACCGUCACUUUUGAGCCUCAGCAGCCCCAAUCCAAUACCUGGAGGGGGAGGGGCAGCAGCGCGUACAUUUUCACUUGACGAUCUAUUACGACCGCCUCCCCGACGUUCGCCGUCACCACGCAAGAAGCGCAACAAUUCGACACCUGUAAAGAAAAAUGCCGCUGAAAAGAAGCAAAUUCUGCAGCAAUUGGUUUCACCAGCGCCCAAUGUAGACAAACCCAAAGUCAGUUUGGGUGAGCUCAUCAAUAUGACUGAGACACAUUUACGUGCGACUAGUAAUGUCGAUUCAGAGAGUGAUGUGAAAGAGACGACAUUCUCAGAGAACUCCGGUUCAUUGACAUCGACCAAUGUCGCGAAUGUUGCACGCACAAUUGCCGAUCCGAAGUUGGAGAAGAAAGUAACAUUCGCACGGCUGCUAAACAAAGUCUCUGCCGAAAUGAGUUCCGGUUCGGAUAUGGAUAUUGGACAUAUGGCGAAUACACGGAAUUCAAGUGCCCUCAGUCUGCCAACUGACAUACAGUUUCGCGCCAGCUCAGUGCCUCCAUCACCGUGCACAAAUGAUAUACGUUCACCGCACAGCACUUCAUCGAAUCAGGGUAGCGACUCACUAUCAAGUUCCGAUCUAGCACUGACCGACUUUGGUUUGCGUUCGAUGCAGACCAGUGCCAGUGAGAUUGGUGGUAGCACAAAUCACAAUGCCCAUCUGCCGGUCGGUGUUGGUGGUAUGGGUUUUAGUGGUCCAUCUUCACGUAGUCGCAUCGGCACAACAGCACGCCCGAAAGUCUCCAGUGCCGACUCCAUUUUAGCCAUGUUCCGUAAUCUUGCUUCUUCUUCAAAUGCAACCUCAACAACAACUGCCUCAAACACUGCUAACAUAACGCAAAGCGCAUCUGUAUAUGUAUCACCAUCAACAACCCCAACCGCUUCUAGUCCACAAGAUGAUGCACCCGGUGACGAUGAGUCAUCCACUUCGUCUAUGCAUACACCGGUUAGCUUCUCUAGUGGACCACCCGAUUCGCCUGUGUUCUAUCGUCAAACCACCAUAGAGGUGCCCGUUCUCGAUGUACUCAAUGCGCACAAAUCCUCAUCGACACCAUCAUCGUCCAAUUCGUCAAGUUCAACGAAUUUGUUGCACCCACCGACGAUACUGCUGGAAAUACCCAGCAAUGGCAUCAACAAUAAGUGUCUGUCGCCGAUUCGUGAAAUGCCUACACCGAUCCCAUCGCCGGCGCUUACACCAAUCAUGCCACGGCCGCAACGUUCGAACAGUCCAAUAUUUCAGGACGAUCCGCUGUCGUGUGGCGAUUAUAGUGACGAUGAGCAGAGGAGUAUGCGUAGUGAUUGCAGUGAUGAGCAAAUGUCGGAGAAGAUUGUACUGGAUCUGCAAACGGGUAAAACGCAUGUCAUUAUUGAGAGUGACGUUGAGACUUCACCAACUGACACGGCAACCACCUCAAUGGCUGGUCAGAACAAGCAAGCGGAGUCGCUGAAUAGAUUACCGCUCUUACGUUUCUCACCACCGACGCCUACAACCGGCGAACGCCAGUCGUCUACUUCCAUUACAAAUGCUGGGGUAGUGGCAUUGAAGCCACCCGCGAUUGUCAUCGAUGUGGAGCCGCCAACACCAGAAGAGAAAACACCACGACCUCGUGAUCUAAUUAUACCAACAUUAACUGUGGAACAUCCAAGUCCAACGAAGAAUCGCCAUCCGAUGAUCAUAUUUCCAGGAUCGCCACCACCGCAACGGGCCAGCAUAGGUGAAACAAGUUUUAUGUUUCCAAAUAAGCAACAACAAAAAAGGCUCUUAAAACAAUUCGAUAAACCCAACUCGCUAGAAUUUCCCUUUGUACCACCCAUGAUUACCGUCACUUCCAACAUGAGUGAACUGGAAUCGGACACCGAACCAUUAUCUCCGGCCACGAAAACGUGCAACCCGGGUGGCCUAAUGCCACCGAACCCGGUUGGUAUGUGCUACCUGAGCCCGUUCACAAUGUGCAGCCGUGCCGACCGCACCAUCUCCGAAAGCAAUCUCAGCUCUUCCGGCUACUCGAGCAUGGCAAGUCCUGGGCCAAGCCGCUGCGGCUCAAGCAAUCCUUUGUAUCCCGGUGAAAUGGAUGAGCCAGGCAGCGGCCAUUCCAGCGGUGGGCUCUCUCUGCAUGUAAAUCUUUUGAACCGACGCAAGAACUCCGCCCUCGCCAGCUGCAAGGAGAAUAUAACCAAUGGCAAGGGAACGGACGCCGAAAGCGGCGCGACCGGUAGCAGCACCGAUCAACUGCACAGACCACGUUCCGACUCUGAGACAUUCUCUGAUGAAAUCAUUUUAGAGUCCAACGAUGAAGGUAUCGGUACUGACCAUGUCGAUGAAAAAUUGGAUGAUAGCCGUUUGAGCAGCAAUCGCUUCAAAACAUUAGGUGCCUACAUGGCAGAGCACGUCUUAAUCGAAGUGGACGAGCCGCAGCAGCAGCCGACAACCACGAGUGCCGCUAGCUGCACCACCAGCGCGGGCAAUCAAAUGGCACAACUGCAACUGCCUUCCAUUGUGAUACAAAUCGACGGCAAUGAAAAGGGUCUCUCACCAGUGUCGUCACGCUCGGAAAGUCCGCUGAGCGAACGCGCUAGCAUGGGCCGCUUUUCACCGCACUUCUAUGGGCGAAAAGAUCAACUGCCUUUCACUGAUUCAGAUGGACUCUAUGACUUUCCAUCGUCGGAUGGGAAAGGCGGCUCCUUUACCCAUCAGCGUCGCAGCAGCAGUAAAAAGCGUGAACGUAAGUCAUCCAAAUGCUCCGCAACACAGUCACCCACAAAGCAGCAGCUCGACUUACCGAGCAAGGAGUCGCUAACCACUUCGACAACAACACCGAGCAGCAGCGGGCAUGUGUGCAGUAAACAUUGUCUUUCGCAUCACCACACUUGUCCGGCAUCGGCAACUACCACACGCAAGAGUCCAAAGCGACGACUCAAUAGUAGACCACCGGUGGCGAGUAGCUCUUCCUCAUCGGAAAGUCUGGUGUCUCCGAAGGAGUUGACUGCCUCAAGGCCACUUCCGCGGCGUCUGAACUCGCCAAAUAGAGAGAAACGUCCGCGAAAGCAGGAGAGUCUGAGCGAAGAAGAAGUAGCUGAUGCCUUGCUGCGGAGAAUUUCACCCAGCAUUGUAAAAGAAGAUACCGAAACAGUUAAGCCGAAAUGUAAAAUAAAUCGUUUGCGUGCAAUCGGAAAUCAAAUAAGAUUUUUGCGACGCCUCAAAAAAUCCAUAAAAACUCGUGAGCGUUUAGCUUCACCAUCGGAUAGCUGCCCGGAAGAGAAUACCGACGACAUGGACUCACCGCAGGCUACAUCACCGCUACUGCAACCGCAAUCGCCCAGCAAGACACGCAUAGCGUUGUGUCGACAAAAGCGACUGCCGAGCGGUACGUAUGGCAUUACAGCAGCUGCAUUGAAUUCCAGCAAUUGGAAGGGUAUGGAUCGUAGCCUAAUCGGUGAUGACUUAAAUAGCGAUUAGACUAACAAGGACCCAGAAGUACAAGUAAGACAUGCUUACGUACGUACAUAUAUACUACAAAUUUACUUGCAUGGAACAAAAUAAAAAGCGAAAGGCUGAAAUAUACGAAUAUUACGUAAUACGGAAAUGUUAAAAGCAUUACAUGCAUCUGUAUAGGUUGUAGGUGUAAGUAAGUACAUACUUAGUAUUCAUUAAUAAUUAGUUAGUUAAGAGUUGAACAUGGAAUUGAUUUUUCGUGAAUGUAAUCCAGUGGUAGGUAAAUAAAUAGGUAGACAUAUUUACAUACAUACACUUGUGCACAUACAUAAACAAUAUACAUACAUGUACGUUCAUUAUAGGGUAAGUAAAUAGCAUAAUUCUUAAAACUCACGCUUAAAAAAAGAACACGAAAGUUAUUGAUUGAAAUGGUUCCAUAGGGCGAGCAAGUACGUACAUGUCAAGACCUAAAUACAUAUACAUUUGAAAGUAUGUACAUAUUUAUUCCCAAGCAAUAGAAUUAUUCUAAAUUCCCUACCAGCGCCGACAUUUAAGAACAGCAUAUAAAACUUAGCUGAAAAUAAAUAAGUAAAAUAUAAAAAGAAAGUAUUUUUCAUAAAAGUAUAUUUCAGGAAAUUAAUAUUCAUUCCAUUUGUACAUACACACUAUGCUUACAUAUGUAUAUUUAAUAUAUAAGCAACGAAGUUUAAAUACAAAUAUUGUUAGGUAAAUAAAUAUUUAGAAACACUUAAUGGAAGAAAUGUGCUCAACAAUUUGCGCUGUGUUAAUUUUUUUGACGAUAAAAAAUACCAACGCAAAAACAAUAAGUAAAGUAAAACGUUGUAGUCAGUGCGGUGGAAUCAAUGUCUCGAAAUUCACCAAUUAGAUUGCAUACAUUCAUAUGUACAUAUGUUUAUCAUGUGUUAAUUUCGCAAUUUAAUUUUGUUAUGCAAAAUGAUCUCUAAUGUGCUGAACGUUUUCCUGUGAAAUUUUUGUUUUUAGUUUAAAAUAGGCCCCGAGAAAACGUUCGCUUUUUGUUUAGUUAUGCACGAGAACAUAAUGUAAUGUAAAACUAAAGGGGAACUAAACUAUUAAGAGCAGUUUGAAUGAGAACAAAAGUUUCGGGAACUUUUUAGUAAAGAACAAAAGUCUCGAAACGCUCUCACAAGGAAAAAAUGAGAACGAACCCCCUCAAGAACAUUCUCAAGAAGAAGAGAAUGAGAAGGAAGCUUUCGGGAACGUUUGCAAUGAGAACUAAAGUAUGGAUAACGUUUUAAAGAAGGAUAAAAUAAGAACAAAAGUCUGGGGAAAAAACCAAAACAAAAGUUUUGAAAACUUAACGUUGAGAGUGAGAGCUUACAGUGGUUCCAAAUUAGCAUUUUGUGUGCACAAUUCACUGGAGCCUUCAGUUUUCACUUACUUUGACUUUUUUUUAGAUUACAGCUUAUAAAA
Molecule: messenger RNA, 13586 nt
Organism: Rhagoletis pomonella (apple maggot)
Lineage: Eukaryota; Metazoa; Arthropoda; Insecta; Diptera; Tephritidae
Molecular function (GO): calcium ion binding; serine-type endopeptidase activity
Source: RefSeq, a predicted model, not a curated record